AAUCAAGCAUCUCCCCCGGCUUUCUUUUUUGUUUUGUCUUCUCCUCUCUCCGUCUCUCUCCGUAAAUGCCCCCCCGGCCCAAUAUCGCGCUCCGCUAUCGCCUGUUCUGUUUCGCUCGGGGAUGUCCCGAACGGCUCUUCAACGUCCCACCCGGAGAGAGAGAGAGGGUAUCUUUGUCUGCUGAUAGACUGAUAAAGUGAUAGUCUGAUUUCCCGGUUCCCACCCCCCGUUAUCACCUCCGCAUUCUUACCUAACGCGGUCAUCAACACCGACCCGGUGGCCCCCUCCCAACCACCGGGGUGCCAAGGGCCACCGCAGCAGCGGGGACUAGGGUAGCGGUAGCUUAGCUUUCCGAUGUUGGGGCUCGCCGGUGGAUGGCAUGUCUUGGUACGGGGGCUCUGUCCACUGCCGUCGUCAGUCACGCGCGCAAGGUAACCUGGGGAGUUGCCGAGAGGUGGAUGGCGAUGACGACGGUCCCUUGGGUCCUGCGAUGGAUGGAUGCGACUCUUGGCCCCGCGGGCUUGGCCGCGGAGAGUCGACUCAAGCCUUCGGCCAUGCACCUAUAUUAAGAUGAGCCGGGUCCCUGGGGCCUUUUGAGUCUCCUUUCUUCUUCCUUGGGUUCUUCAGAACAUUUGCAGCUUCCUCACCGUUUGUGUAUCUCUACCCCCGUCUCUCUCACGAUGGUCUUCAGCACGUCCAAGGCGGUGGGCAUCAUGGCCCUGGCCGUCAGCUCGGUGACGGCCUCGUCCUACGUCGCCUCCAUGCCCGUCCACGCCCAAGGCCUCUUGAACGAGUCCAUGGCCUGGAUGGACCAGUACUACGACCGCUCGGCGGGCUAUCUGUACGAUUUCGGGGCCAGCUCGGCGCUUAGGCACGAGACGCGCAGUUCCAUCUGGUACGCGCUGGGUCUCCUGGCGCGCAACGAGGGUGACGACGCCGCGCAGGCCGAGAGGAUCAUCACCAACACCAUUGGCGCCCAAUUCAAGGCCGAGCCGGAGCAGUGGUACGGCGACUACCAAAUGUACCCCGAGGAGCCCUACGUCGGCUCGCCGCACUACCCGGGCAAGAUCUACAACUCUUGGGACCCCAACUGGCGCGGCUUCGUCGGCACGACGCUCGUCAUGGCCCUCGAGGAGUUCCCGCACCUCCUGAGCAACGACACGCAGGACCUCAUCCUCGAGUCGCUGCACAACACCACAAAGGGCGACGAGUACCGCGUCGGCGGCGUCGACGACGACAACCUGUACCCGGCCUACAGCAACCCGGCCAUCAUGCGCGCCUUCGUCUCUGGCUACACCGGCCGCCGCCUCGCCGACGCCAACAUGACGCAGUCGGGCGAGAAGUACGCCCAGGAGAUCAUCGACCUCUUCGACCGCGCCAACACGCUGUCCGAGUUCAACUCGGGCACCUACACGGGCGUCUCGCUCUUCGGCCUGAUCCUCUGGUGCAAGUACCUCCCCGAGGACUCGGUCAUGACGGCCAAGGGGCCCCAGAUGCUCGCCGACACGUGGAGCGCCGUCGCCCAGCUGUGGCACCCGGGCAUGAAGAACAUGGCCGGCCCCUGGGACCGCGCCUACGGCUACGACAUGAACCGCUACGUCAGCCUCAUGGCUCUGUGGUUCUGGACACUGCUCGGCAAGGAGAACUCGUCUCUGAUAUCGGCCCCCCAAGUCAUGUCUCACGCCGCCGACUACGCCUGGGCGCCCCUCUUCGCCGUCCUCGCCGAGUUCCACGAGAGUCUUCUGCCCGAGGGCCUCGUCGCUAACCUGACGACCUUCUCCGGCGAGCGCUCCUUCACGGCGUCCACCUUCUACCCGCCCUACGACCUCGUCCCGCGCAACAUCUCGUCCUGGCUGUCGGACAACCUGACGAUCGGCGCCGAGUCCUUCAAGGAGAACGUCAUCGGCGGGCCGUCGCUAAACCAGCAAUCCUUCAACCCGGCCGUGAUUCAGUGGAACACGGGCGACGAGGUUGCCUUUAUCUCGCUCUACCCGACCGAGAUGGAACUCGACGUCGACGUCGCCCCCAACAAGCUGAGCCUUGCCUACCCCAACGGCACCGCCGACUCCAUCUUCACCUUCGUCGUUGCCACGUUCCUCAAGAAGCCCACCGUCACCGGCUGGGCCGACGUCCAGGGCCUCGCCGUCAACGUCUCGGGCAACGUCAACGAGACGUACAGCCUGUCGUUCGCCGGCUCCCUCGGCGGCACGGGCUCGCCGAUCCGCGACUUUGAGUUCUGGAACUUCACGUACGCCAUGCCCGCGGGCUUCGAGGGCACGCCCAGCAUCGUCCUCGACCUGGCGCUGGUGUAAGUUGCGGGAGGGGGGAGGAAUUUGUAUAUUUGUAUAUAGUGGGAGAAUAUAUGUACAUGUGAGGCUCAAAAGUCGAACGCGAUAAUGAUGAGGAUGUAAAUAGAAUAUUGUCAAAGCAGUUAAUGAACUUGUGAUAUUUCAUACAUCGAUGGAAAUCACCUUGCACGUGAGUGAUGCCAUCCGACAGCAUAAAUCAUUG
This is a messenger RNA of Colletotrichum destructivum, 2511 nucleotides long. RefSeq lists its product as uncharacterized. Bases 681 to 2312 code for a protein of 543 amino acids. Lineage: Eukaryota; Fungi; Ascomycota; Sordariomycetes; Glomerellales; Glomerellaceae. The transcript has 5 exons. The record is from RefSeq and is a predicted model, not a curated record.